AAACUAUUAGCCCGCAUUUCUUGUUGUUUUAGUCCUAUUCAAUAUGGCUAUCAUGUUUCUCGUAUACCUUACGCUGAUUAUCGAGUCAAUGAACUUACACCGAUAUUUAUUGGAAUGAAGGAAAAUAGCUUGGAACCUAAAUCUCGAGUCCUUCGCAAAAGAUAUGGGAUCAAGAUCGAGUUCCAUCAAGCGGGAAUGCUAGGUUUGUAUAUCAUAACGCUAUUUUUGCUGCAUGGGUAUGCAUGUACCUGUGGUAUGAAGUCGCUCAAAUUCGUCAGGACAAAUUAUACUGGGCCGAAAGUAUACGAAGCACUGUUUCUUAUCCUGCAUUUGAUUAUAGUGAAUAAAUAGUGAAGAACCGGCCUUUACACUCCAUACCAUGAAUAAGCCUUGAAAUUUGGAAUUCAUAAAAUUGAGUAUUUCAAACGCAACUAACUUGUUCAUUUGAUGAUUAUUUGGUCUAUUAGUACUUAUUCUCCUGAAUAAAAAAUCCGCGUUUUAGAAAAUUAUUAUUUGGACCGAAAUUCCUGAAUACUAUUUUUUAUCUAAAUAUUUCUUCUUUUAUUUCUUACAAAGUCAUCUUAAAUUAUGAAGAGUAAGUGUUAGGCAAAUGAGAAUAAUGAAAAAAUAAUAAAUUAAUGUGAAGCUGCCUCAAACAAACGUUAAAAUUCUUAAUGUGCCACACAUUUUCGCGGUUGUUUCUUGACUAACGGAUGAUGUAAAUGAUUGGCGAGGCGAUACUACUUUCUGACCAUUGUUUUGGACUUUAAAUGACUUAAUAUAGAAGAAGAGAUUCACACGUUCGAGAGGGAGGGUAUUGUCAAGAGAGGAAAAGUGCACGAGAGAUACCAAGGGAGCAAUAUUUUAAACAAUCACGAACAAGUUGAAACUUGGGAUUUUGAAUGCAUAUUUUGAAACAAAAAUAAGGAGAGAUAUUCCUUAGAUGGUGAACUACAGCAUGACUUCGACGUGGUGGUCUAGGCGCGUCGAAGCAUAAUGCAUAUACAUGCAUCUUUUUCUUUGUUUUCAUCAUUUAUAGGUUGUUUAUAUAUAUUGUAGUCAUUUUUGUCCAUGCUAAAUGAUUCAAGCAUUUCAGAUCUUACAUGUGUUAAGUUCUUAAUUUAUAUAUAUAUAUAUAUAUAUAUAUAUAUAUAUAUAUAUAUAUAUAUAUAUAUAUAUAUAUAUGUUUUUUUCAUGCAUCUUUUUGUUCAUCCUGUUUGUGAAUUUACAUGUUUGUUUAGCAUAGACCUGCUGGGUACAUUGAAAUUUUAGUUUUACCUGAAAAAAUCACCUGUCGUUCUAUUUUAGGUAAAUUUUCUCUGGCUUCUCUUGUCAUCAAGCUUGUCUCUGGAAUGGGAUUGUUGACUUUAACAGCGACAAUUGUGGAUACGUUGGCUCUUUACGUACUUCCUGAUCGAUUUCGCUAUAGAAGUUAUGUUUAUGAAACAUCGCCUGUCCAUGAAAAAGAAAUUAAACAGGAUUAAUUGAAUAUUAAAAUUUUGUAAUUUAAUUGAAUAAAGAUGUAAUUUAUAAUAAGGAG
Molecule: messenger RNA, 1540 nt
Organism: Paramuricea clavata
Lineage: Eukaryota; Metazoa; Cnidaria; Anthozoa; Malacalcyonacea; Plexauridae
Source: the annotation of a GenBank genome assembly